UACUAGCUAGGUUAGCAAAGCUGGAACAAAUCCUAUCCCAGCCUGUAGCGGUUCAGCUUGAACACUACAGCUCGGUUUCACAAGCAUCAGCAUCAUUGUUAGGCAAACGUACACUAAAAAGUAACAUUAUUAACUCAACCCCUCAAUUACCCGUCCCAACGUAUUCUAUUCUUUCACUUCCAACAAAUUUCCUCCCUCCUCUGUCCUUAUCGAAUUAUACCAGUUCUCAAGGUUCGUGACAAAAUACUUAUUUCACCAAAAGUUUCCAUAUUAUCCAUCUCAAUAAUUUAGAUUCAUUCCCAGUCAAGGGAUGUGGUUUGGACAGAUCGGGUUUGACUUGACAUGUCCCACCUGUCCGCAAGAAAUGCACCUUCUGCCAUGUGCUGGCUCUGGGACUGCAGUCUUCUUUACCGCAGGCUUCUUUGCAGGGGCGCCGGUUUUGCGGGUUUUCUUGCCUGCCCUUUUGGCGGCAGGCUUCUUUGCCGGGGCGGGCGCUUUACGUGGUUUAUUACCUGCCCUUUUGGCGGUAGUCCUCGUUGCAGGAGCGUUGGUGUUGGCUCUCCGUCUCCUAGGCCUAGUAGGCGGACCUUCGUAAUAGUCCACAUUAUAUGUGGCGGCACCGCGACGGGGUCGGUUUCUUGCAGCUGUGACGACGCGGGCGGCUUUGGGCGGCAUUAUGUUGUUAAUUGUGAUGAAGAGAUUGUGUGUUUAGGAUACAGGUUGUGUUGAUGGGAGAUAAGGGGAUUGUGUGACCUUUUGUAAGAAUUGGGAUGAGGGCUCAAAGCCCGAAGACAAAAGAGAUGAUUAU
Messenger RNA from Cucurbitaria berberidis CBS 394.84, 808 nucleotides. RefSeq lists its product as uncharacterized. Lineage: Eukaryota; Fungi; Ascomycota; Dothideomycetes; Pleosporales; Cucurbitariaceae. The coding region runs from base 343 to 729 and encodes 128 amino acids. The transcript has a single exon. The record is from RefSeq and is a predicted model, not a curated record.